This is a messenger RNA of Leptosia nina, 948 nucleotides long. The record is from the annotation of a GenBank genome assembly. Lineage: Eukaryota; Metazoa; Arthropoda; Insecta; Lepidoptera; Pieridae.
AUGACAACGAGUGAUUUUGUAUUAAAUGAUAGUGAAAGCGAUGUUGAUUCAGAUGAAGAGUUACAAGAGGCCUUUGCUAAGGGAUUAUUGAAACCUGGGAUCAAUGAAGAAAUCGAGAAAGUUGAAAAGCGGCACGUUAAUAAUAUCGCAGACUUGAAAGCGAAAUUGAAAGAGUUUGAACUGAAACUACCAUGGGUAGAAACCUUAGACUUGGUGACCAGCGUAGCCCCAAUGGCUCCUGAUGUAGCAUUACAAAUUCAACAAACAGCACAACGGAGAAAAAAUUUACAAGAAAAUACUAAAAGUAAGCAACUAUAUGACCCAGCAAGUGACCCAGUAUUGAAUGAGUUCAAGAGAGAGAAUCUUAUACAUCGGCAGGCACAAGCUGCUGUUCUUGAUGGCAUAAAACGUUUAAAGGAACUUAACAUACCAACUAGAAGACCUGAUGACUACUUUGCUGAAAUGGCAAAGACAGAUGAACACAUGCAAAAGGUCAGAAAGAAUCUUAUGGCCAAGCAAGCAGCCCAAUCGAGGGUAGAAAAAGUGAGACAACUAAGAGAACAGAAAAAGAUUGCAAAGAGAGUUCAGAUCGACACAAAACUAAAGCAAGCUGCUGAUAAAAAGCAUAUGUUGGAACAAUUAAAACGAGUCAGAAAGGGUAAAUCAACUGAUCUAGACUUUUUGGAUGACAAAAAGGGUAAAGGUAACAAGGGUAAAGAUGCCAUGAAAGUCAACAAAAGGAGGGCAAUGAAAGAUCAGAAAUUUGGCUUUGGUGGGAAAAAGAAGGGCUCCAAAUUAAAUACAAGGGAAUCUUCGAGUCAGAUGGAUGGCUUUAAUAGUUCAGCUAAGAAGAAACCGUUCAACAUUAAAUCUAAACAAUUUAAACCUAAUAAUAAAAAGAAGAAUCAGAGACCAGGUAAAUCUAAGAGGAAAGGUGGUAAGAGAUAA